Messenger RNA from Schistosoma turkestanicum, 4306 nucleotides. The record is from the annotation of a GenBank genome assembly. NCBI's taxonomy places the organism in Eukaryota, Metazoa, Platyhelminthes, Trematoda, Strigeidida, Schistosomatidae.
CUAAAAUGUGUGUAUAUGAUAUAUUUAAAAUUAUUUAAUGAAAAAGAUUAACACACCAACCACGGACUUUGUAUUGUUGUUAUACAGAUAUUUUAGUAAAUGAUCUGAUACCACCCUGUCUAUCUUGACGCUCAUUCGUUAGGUCAUAGAAUGAGCGAAUACGUCUCUCUUCCAUUUAUUUAAUUCAACUGCGUUGUAUUCGUCAGUUGUACGACUAAGCCAAUAUUUGGAUUAUUACAUUGAAUACAUCGACCAAAUUUCGAAUUUUCUCUAAUUUUUCACUUUCCUGGCUUACUGCAUGUCAUUUGGCCCCACUAAUUUGACACAGUUUCCAGCUAUGUUAGCAACUGCACAAACUGGAGGCCCGACUGCAUUUGUCGCAAUUAAUAACAUGUUUCCUGCCUCUCCAUGUUCAUUAGCGAAUUCUCCAGGAACAAUAUUGUCAAUGCCAACAAAUAUGAUGCCUUCAAAUAUUGGUUCAGCUCAAACGUUAAACCCCGGAUCAUUUUUACUACCACCUACAAAUUUUCCUGCAAAUCCGGCAAAUCUCACAUGUACGGUUCCGCUUUCAAGUCCACCACAAAUUCAGGCACCGAUUCUCCCAUUUUUCUCACCUACUUCCGGUAAUAUCAUGUCAUCCAACUCUUCAUCCCUAUCUAUGCCACUGCCGUUCGGUGCUCCUAUGUCUCAUUUUGUUCAUCCAGGUCAUAGUAAUUCACUCUCCACGUUUUCUUCGUCUGUGUCUACAUCUGGGAAUCCAUCUACAGUACCUGUAUCUUUAUUUCCAUCUAAUAAUCAAAUAUCAUCCAGUAUCUUGUCUUCUCAACCAAUGGUACUACCUACACUCCCUGUAGCAUUUAGUAAUCAAGCUCAAACAAGCUCUGUCAAUGUCUUACCCAUUCCCAUGGGAAUGCCUCAAUCCAUACCAUCGAACUCAAUAGCAGAGACAACGAAUUCUUUUCUCGUAUCAUCCUCCAACUAUACAACACCAAUCUAUACAGCGACUUUAUUCCCUUUAAAUAAUCCUACUAUUUUACCAAUCACCACAGUUGCCAGUUUGUCUUCCAAUCUAGGUGCAGCCUCUUGCUUGCCAUCUGUCAAUGGUGAUCAUGCUUCGACAACAUCAGUAAAAAAUGAAAAACCUCUUGUCUCAGUCCCCUCAAAAGUUGGCUGUGUUAGAAACUUACAAGCCUUAGAGGCGGUUGACUUUCACCGAGACGCCAUCUUGGAUGCUAUUGAUAAGUUGCGUGAAAGAAAAGCUCGACCUGAUUUUGAACGCAUUUCCUGUCUGUUAAAAAGACAUCAGAAUAUAAACUCAGAACAAACUCACUUAUGCCUCCAACGUCUAGCAGAUGCUGGAGCAGUUGUAUGUGUUGAUUACAAAGGUAAUUUAAGCUAUCGAAAUCCAUCAAAAUGGCGUAAAACUGCAGCUACUUCUGGUACUGGUAAUACUAACUUACCUAGUGUUAGUCAUAAACUAGUUGAUGCUAUUCGUAGUCUUAUGGAAAGUAAUUUGUCAAGCCAGUCAACACAGUCAUGUACUAAUUUAAUUCCAUUUUCACAACCCGGACCAAAUGGUGGUUAUAGUCUUUUUCAAGUCGAACGAGCCUUGCAAUUUUUAAAUGAUGUACAUGGUUCACCUAAGUCAAUGCCAGAAUUGACUGGAGCAACUCUUCGUGUCUGUCUCGAUCGUGAAGCUACUCACGGAAAACUAGCUAAAACAUCGGAUGGACGUUAUAUAUUAGACGAGACAGGAGAACAUAAAAAAGCCUACAUGAAUAACAAUAGUAUGCAUGCUCCUCUAUUGUCUAAUAAGAAGCUAUUACCACCUAAUACUCCAUCUGGUGUCUACCAAACUUCCAACGGAUCAUGUUCUAAAGCAACUGGUAGAUUAGGACCGGUCGACCGUAAUACAACGCCUACACGGCUCCACCCUCUAGCGGCUAAACAAACUCCUAAUACUACGAAUGGAAAACCUAUUAAUUUAUCACUUACCCCUAAUUUUUCAAUGCCUCCAUUGAGUUCCGGUAGGAGAGGACGCCCACCCGGUUCUAAAGCCAAGAAGACUUCUGGUGAAGUAAAUUCAUGUGAAAAGAAAGUCAAAGUUGAAAAUUCUCCUACUACAUUUGGAAACACAGCUGUUCCUGGUGGAGUAGACUCUAAUACUUGUAGUGGAUUGAAUACUCCUUCUUUAUAUAUAUCUGAUGCUAAUUCAAGCAGCCUAGUUCCAACAUCAUGUUUAACUGCACAUCCUGCGAAUGAACUUCCAUUCUCUUCAGCAAUCCCAGUUCUACCUUCUAGUUCUUUUAUCACUGUAAUUGCUUCUAGCAGUAAUAACUGUCCAAAUAUCUUACCUGGAACUAUUCUACCUACCCACUUUUCUGCACCUUCAAGUAUACCUAUCGAUUCUUCUCUAAUGACGACUAUUUCAUCUCCGUUUCUGUCUUUCCCAUUAUCUCAAGGCUUGCCAUUGCCACCUUUGUUUUCUAGUACAUCGAACUUAUCGCAUAAUUUUACAAAUCCUCAACUGACGAUACCUUUAAAAUCUGAUAAUCUGUUAACACCCGAUUCAUUUAUGUCUGAUAUGGAUUGUAGUGCAGUAGACAAACAGGAAGAAAAAGAUGGUCCCGUUUGUUACUGUUGUGGUGGUCUGCCAACAUGUGAAGAAGCCUUUCUUAUAUGUAAAGACUGUGGCCUUAACGCUCAUCCAACUUGUUUAGAUUACUGGCCCGAAUUAACAGAACGUGCACGUCAAUCUCCAUGGCAGUGUUCAGAUUGUAAAACUUGUACAGUUUGUAACAAUAGUGAAUGCAAAAGUGAUUUGAUUAUAUGUGAUGCAUGUGACAAAGGCUUUCACAUUGAAUGCCAUCGACCGAAACUUGAAGAGUCAAUAGAUCGUAGUCUUCCAUGGGUUUGUGCCAAUUGUCAAGAUGAAGGUUAUCGUGUAGCUAUUGGUACACUUCCAUCUAGUGUUAAUAAUCAAACUUAUUCAUCACCUAAAAAAAUUAAAGAAUCUAAUGAUGAUUCUAUGAAAAUUCCAUUGAAAGAAAUCAAUACAUCUUAUGAAUGUGUCACAAGUGAAUCUAAACAAGAAAUAGAUGAGUCUGGUAUAGAAGAAAAUAUUAUCAAAUCUAUUGAAUCCUCACCUCAUUCUACAAUUGACCAGAGUUUAGCAGCGGCUCCCAACCCAGUUUGUAAUAAAAAUAUUCCAGCAGAUAUAAGUUCCACAGGUCAUUCGUCAUCUGUAUUGUCACCAACUAAAACUUGUUAUUCCACAUCACCCAAAUUAAAUGAACCAGAUAGUAAUACUAUUAACAGCAAUACAUAUGAAACAAGUUCUGUCCAGUUAGAUGGUGAAUGUUUUCAUGAAAACAAAUCCUCUACAAUAAUACAAGAAGAUGCUACAGAAAAUGAUAAUAAAACAUCAUCUAUUUUGUAUAAUUCAACAUCAGAUCUUUAUCUUAAAUCAUGUUCAGAUGAUAAUAGUAAUAAUAAUAGUACUAGCAUUAGUAAAGAAAUCAAAAAUGGAAACGAAAAUACUAUUGAUUCGAACAUAGUUAUAAAUGGUGAAAAUCAAGAAAUUUCAUUAAAUAAUAAUCGCCCAACAGAUGUAAGUAUUUGGUCAGUUGAUCAUGUUCAACAGUGGCUAUUAGAAGAAGGUUUUCAACGUGAAGCUGAAGCAUUUUAUCAACAAGAAAUUGAUGGUACUUGUUUGUUAUUAAUGAAGCGUAUGGAUGUACUCACGGAACUUGGCAUUAAAUUAGGUCCAGCAGUGAAGAUUUAUGAAAGAAUAAAACGUUUUCAAUCGCAAUGUGGUUCACCAACUUAGGAAACACUAUUAAAGAAAAUAAGGAAAAUUAACAGUUAUUCCUAUAUUUUAGAGUGUACAUAUAUAAGUAUCUACACAAAUUAACUCUUCCUCAAAAACAUAAUUAGUCUCUUCACAAGUUUCUUCUUUUUUUAAAAAAAACCGCAAUUAUUAGUGUUGUUAUUAUUGUUUACAUUUGAUUACAAAAAUAGGUUCUUUAAUUUCAACGUUUGUACAAGUUGUUAUAAUUUUACCAGAAAAAAUUCUUUCAUACAACGGUUUUUUGUGGAAAAUAAUUGUAUUAUCUAAUAUUUUGUCAACAAUCAUCAUCUAUUGUUUUUCCAAUGAACGUUAAAAAAAUCAAUUGUUACGUAUGAUUGAACAAUAAGAUGCAAGUUCAAAUCUAACUUCCGACAAUCUAAUGUUUACUCAUGAUUUUAUUUUCAAUAGAAGACUCUGUAUUUGACUUUUGUAUGUUGACAUAAAUCUCAAAUAAAC